Eruca vesicaria subsp. sativa (arugula) is the source of this 2710-nucleotide messenger RNA. NCBI's taxonomy places the organism in Eukaryota, Viridiplantae, Streptophyta, Magnoliopsida, Brassicales, Brassicaceae. The record is from the annotation of a GenBank genome assembly.
AUGGAUUCCAGAGCUAUCCUCGAUUCCGCUUUGUUUCAACUCACUCCUACUCGUACCAGGUUCGAUCUGGUUCUGUUCUGUGGGAGUAAGAAGGAGAAGUUGGCAUCUGGGAUAUUCGAACCAUUCAUCUCUCACCUUAAAUUCGCAAAAGAUCAAAUCUCCAAAGGCGGUUACUCAAUUUCUCUUCAUCCUCCCACGUCUCACUCUUCUUGGUUCACCAAAUCCACUUUUGAUCGGUUUGUGAGAUUUGUGAACACGCCUGCGAUUAUAGAGAGAUUUGCGACUCUGGAGAAAGAGAUCUUGCAGAUUGAACAUUCUAUUCAAGCUAAUGAGAUUGCCAAUGCUGAACAGAUACAAGAGGGUAUUCAUUUCCUUGGCUUUUUAUUUAAUUUACUUGCCAAAGCUAUGGUUUCCUCUACUUGUAAUACACAGAAGGAGUCUGAAAAUGGCAAUGAGGCUGCAGGAGAGGAAACUUCCAAGAUUCAGCUUCAGCGUCUUCUUGAAACCAGAAGAACAUUGCUUCGGAGAGAGCAAGCAAUGGCUUAUGCACGAGGUGUUGUUGCUGGUUAUGAAAUUGAUACUAUUGAUGAUUUAAUACAAUUCGCUGAUGCUUUUGGGGCUUCACGGUUAAGGGAAGCAUGCGUGAAGUACAAGGAACUAUGGAAUAAGAAGCAUGGGGACGGUCUUUGGAUGGCGGAAUUAGCAGCUGUGAAAGCUAUUGCACCAGCAGACAUGUCAUUACUAGGUUCCUCAGGGAUUAUUCUCACCAAUGAAGGUGCUGCUCUUCCACUAAACGGAACAGACUCAUCUAACUCAAGCUCUGAAAACAAAGACCAACAAGCCUCUUCUGUUCCAAACUUUCAACCACCAAUGGGAUGGCCCAACCAUAUACCUCAGUACUAUUACCCGCCUCCAUACCAAGGCUAUCCAUACCCUAUGAUGCAACCUAUGCCAGGUCAAACCCAAGGAAACAUGCCAUGGCCUUCAAAGGGAAAGUCUUCCAAGAAAGAUGAGUCUAGUGGGUCUAGUGAAUCAAGUGAAUCUGACUCGGAAAGCGAUGAUAGUUCUGCUUCCUCUUUGGAAGAUCAAGGUAAAAGAGAUUCUCACAGGGGUAAAAAGAACUCUCGUCGGUCGUCAAAGAAAAACAAAAAGAAGUCAUCUAAAACUGUUAUCAUCCGUAACAUUAACUACAUAACCCCUGAGGGAAGAAACGGAGACAUGGAAGGGGGUGAGUUUGCUGAGAACGGUUCAAUCAAAGAGACUGUAGAUGCUGCUGUGGGGUUCCUCAAGGAAAACAGAGCUUAUGAGGGUGAUGAGAUUCUGAAGAGUUCAGCUGAAGCAAAAGGAAGCAAUGAAAAUUGGGAUUCUUUUCAGAAUAUACUGAUGAGACACGAUGAUGGUUCAGAUGUUCAUUCAAUGGAUGAGCAUUUCACACACAGAGGCUCUCAAGGUUUGCAAGGCAAUAAAAAUGGCUCUGGUGAUUCCAUAGUUUUAUCUCAGAAACACAUAGAAAAUGGAGGAGGUGGAGCGAGGUUUGAUCAGUUUGAAAGUGAGGGGUGUGCUUCAAGAACGAGGGAUUCAACAGAAGAGUAUAUGUUACUGCCGAAAAGAUCAGAAAUGUUCGGAGAUGAAAGCAAAGACUUAUCUAAUGCUACUACAUCAUUGGUGAAGAAGUCAGGGAGUGGAGAGGAUUGGUUUACUACUUCUCAUCAUGGUGGAGUGAAACCUGAAAGCAACUAUGGGAGAAUGUCAUUUGAUGAAAGCUGCAUUAUGACAUCUGGAGGAUCUGACCAGAUCAAGAAACAAGAAUUCGUUGAUGAUUCGUUUAUGGUCCAUUCAUCGUCGCUUACUAGUGAUGAUGUUUAUGAUUCUCGGUGGAGACCAGACAUGUCUGCAGAUAUUGACAUCGAUAACGGUCAGGCGAAUGAGAAGCGUGAGAUGUCUGGCUCAUGGGAACCAGAUGAUCUAUGUAUGAUUCCUGAACGUGAUUCAGGAGACUCGUUGGUCAAUGAUCAUUCCAUCGACUUCUCUGCUGAAGUGAACGCAAGGCUGUCGAGUAACGGAACAGCUCAGGAGAAAGAAGACAAGACCGUCUCCAGCAGUGAGAAGAAGAACAAUGGGAAGAACCCGGAAGCUCGUAAGUCUAGAACUCCAAUUAGAAACAGAGGUGAAGCCAUGUCCAAGACUGUAAAGAAACCGGUAGCAGCUAGCAGAACAAUGGCACAGAAGAGCAAGUUCGAGAAGGAAGAAGAGAUGAGGAAGAGAAUAGAGAAUCUUGUUUUGGAAAGGCAGAGAAGAAUCGCUGAGAGAUCAGCCGCGACUGCUUCUCGUAAAGCCUCGAACCGAGCUUCUUCGGUUCGUGAAAAGGCAACAUAGGAAGCUGAAGUGAAGAGGUUGGUGUCAGUUUAAACCGUCGGGAACAAGAGGCGAUGUGUUGCUGCGCCAAGUAAGGUGUACUUCAAUUUUUUAUAUACAUUCAUUAUGAAUAAGUGAGGUGACGGUGAUACUCCAUGAUUUUUCUUGUGUCACGAUUAUUUAUUUAUUAAUUUUUUUUUUCCGAAUAUUGGUUUGUAAUUAGUAUAUAUUUGUAUUCUGGUUUAGAGACUCCACCCAAAAGUGAAAAAAUUUAAUACAUCCCAAUUUGUUUCUUUUAACAGGUUGGCUCUUAUCAGUUAUUGAUGUAAUCUUAUAUAUUUAAACUAAUUUUUAC